Physcomitrium patens is the source of this 1546-nucleotide messenger RNA. RefSeq lists its product as uncharacterized. Lineage: Eukaryota; Viridiplantae; Streptophyta; Bryopsida; Funariales; Funariaceae. Gene Ontology annotation, biological process: regulation of lipid metabolic process. Gene Ontology annotation, cellular component: mitochondrion. The record is from RefSeq and is a predicted model, not a curated record.
UUUUUUUAUCUCUACGGGACGACGUUUGCAAGUUUGGUCGACGGCAGUGGCAUUAGAAUCGAGGGAGCAGAGUGUGGGAGGGGUGACCCACAAACACGAUGUGCCGUAGAUGCAAAGAGUCUGAUGUGUCGAUCAAUGUAAGAGCGCAAGAAUGAUACUGCCUGCGGCAAAGUUGGGAGCAUUGUUCAUGAAGUCAUUGGGUAAGCCUCUCGCGAGCAGGUUGAAAAGUCAUGCAGCAAAACACCCUCGAUUCCGGGAAAUCAUUGUCAACAUUGCACAGUCUAACCACAGAUUUCAAGUGAACUUGCAACGACGUAUAUAUGGACACGACACCGGCGUGGCUGUGCACCCUCUUAAUCCAGAGAAGGCUGUUCAAGCAGCAUCUGAUCUCCUUGGUGAAUUUAUCAUCUUUGCGGUGGGUGGAACUAUUGUGAUUCUUGAAGUGCAGCGAAGCUCUCGUUCUGAAGCACUCAAAGAGGCCAAAAUGAGAGCCGAACUGGACGCCCUGCGGGAACGCGACAAUUGUGCGUUCUAUGAGAUUAAGCAACUGACGCUGCGGAUUGAAGAGUUGGAGAAAUCGCCUAAGAACGGAAGGGCAAUUUGGAGGCCCUCCAGUUUUGGAACUUCGAGCAAUAUCAAGGACAUAAGCAAAGAAAUCCAAACGCUGAGACAGAGGGAGGGAGUAUCUCCCCCAAACCAAACCAAUACAACUGACAAAACACCCCAAAAUUAAACACUCAGAAAAAAGCAUCUCCUCUAGAUAAUUCUGACAGUCUCUUUAACCACUUUAUAAGUUCCGUCAAAUCCUCAGAACCGUGCGUAACGAUCCCUCUAAAGGAAUGAACUAAGACGAGCAACUACCGACGUUGCAAUCAAUCGUUGACUGCCUCUUCUGGUGCAUAUUGUCUUGUUAUGCGAAAGUAUCUCAAGCAACUUCUUAUGACACAUUUACUCAGCAAGUGGACGCAACCUGAGGCACAAAAUGCCAGACUGUCACGUAGAAUGUGGGGAGCUCUCUAUUGGGUUCCACCAGUGCCGUGAGGAAUUCAAACUUUGCAAGAUGAGCCACGUUUAUAGGUCUCGUAUGGAAGUAAAGACAUGCCAGGUCUUAAAUUCAACUCUAACGUUGUUGUGUACAACAGGUACAGGAUGUAAGAAAAAGGUUAGCCAUUCAAUAUGAACAGAACCUAACAAUACGUCAACAAAUGGCUGCAAGAUACAAGAAAAUGCAUGAUGAAUCCCUCUAGCAAUUCAUUCAUACAUCAUCAAUGCAGCCUAUCUCUUCAUCUAUAUGCAGUUGCAUCGAGGGGGCUGCGCAUAUUCAGACCAAGAUGUACUGCACGCUGAAGCUGAUGAAGGAAAAUGAACACGCAAGUGAUCAAUUGAUCAAUUUCGUCACCUACUUACCUCUAGCUAAGUGAAUUAUUGCACGAAUGCACCAAGGCAAGCUCAAACACGCAGUAUGAAUCAAGGUUCUGGAUGAACAAGAAACUUUAAGAGACUUGAUCUUCAUAGGUCUUCACAUGACAGUUUCAAGACCUCCAAU